AUGACAGAUAUAAAUGACGCUAAAGAAUUAACAGCAGAUAAACUUGAUGAAUAUUCACAAACAAUUUCUACUAAAAUUGAAGAUUUACGACGUUCAACCGGAUUAACCGAAGAUCAAAUGUCCGAAGUAUUUGACGAAAUCGACUCUCAAUUAAAAUCAACUAAAACAAGUGUAAACAAAAAUGUAAGCAACACGUUACAUAAAAUCAAAGAAUCGUACAGUUUAGCUGCAGCAAGAAGAGACGUAUUAAUUCAAAAAUCAUCAAAUCGCAUUCAACAAGAUAUUCAUAAUUUUAAUGACGUCAGUAAUGAUACAAUUGAAUGGUUUAUUGAUGAAUUUAAUAAAACCACCAGCAGUCUUGCAAAAGCUAGGGUUCUGCCACAACUUACACUUGUAGUACAUGGUAUUCAAGAAGAACUAUUUAAACGUAAGAUCUCGACACAAGAAGAUCUCGAGAGAGUCUCCGAAAAAUUAACGUCUGCAGUUAAAUCGACAAUGACCCUCUCUUACGAGGAUUAUAAAAAAUCACUAAACAACAUCCUAUAUCGUGUUAAACAUGAAUUGACUAAAACAGUAGGCGGUACAGCCGAUUAUAUUGUUGAAGAACUCAGAUCUCAACUUGAAACAGCUAAUGAUUACAGAUUGCUAACGCAAGAAAAAAUACAAGGUGCAUUGGAUAGUAUUAGUAAAAAAUAUUACGACAGUAAAAACCUGACAUCAGAACAAUAUAAACACAUUAAAAAUAUAUUCAGUGAAUAUUUUAAUAGUUUACUCGGCUUUUUCAGUUCCGCCACAGAUAAAAUUAGGGGAAGAAGUCGAGAAACAAUAGAAACGGCAGAUGAGAAAGCUGAACGAUCAAUUAGUUACGUUAAAAAUUAUUUGAAUGAUGUGGUUAAAAACCAAAAAACUUAUGGAAAUCAAAAAAUCGAUCAGUUAUUGGAGGCUAUGAUUAAACAAGUUUCUUCCACACAACAAUUGACAAAUGAACAACUCGAUACUUUAACUAAAACACUAAAAGAUAAACAAGGACCAUUCAAAAAUACCAAAAGCGUCAAAGAUAUCACUGAAGAUACAAUCAAUGCAUAUGUCACAUUAUUGAGGGAUAGAUUUAAGGAAUUUGGUGAAAAGAUCAGCGAUACAAAAGAUCAGGUCGGCGAAAAGAUUGUUGAUACAAAAGACCAAAUUGGUCAGAAGAUUUUUGAUACAAAAGAACAAAUUGAAAAGAAGGUAGAGGAUUAUAGAAAGGAAGAAUUGUAA
This is a messenger RNA of Entrophospora candida, 1257 nucleotides long. The record is from the annotation of a GenBank genome assembly. NCBI's taxonomy places the organism in Eukaryota, Fungi, Glomeromycota, Glomeromycetes, Entrophosporales, Entrophosporaceae.